Molecule: messenger RNA, 1668 nt
Organism: Chilo suppressalis (striped riceborer)
Lineage: Eukaryota; Metazoa; Arthropoda; Insecta; Lepidoptera; Crambidae
Source: the annotation of a GenBank genome assembly
AAAAAGUUUUUUAAUACAGUUGCUCAAAAAGUGGCGUAUUGCAGGGACGUGUAGCGUUCGGGAUCUGGGCUAUUUCACACUCGUGCUUUUUUUUGCCUUUCCCGAACUCGUGCGUUUUCUUUCCCAACUGUUUCUUCUUUCCCAAAAAAACAACCAUGAAGUUUUAACUAAAAAAAUCAUAGAAGUUUUUGCGAUUCAUGCAAAUAGGUUUAUUUGUUUUUAAAAAGAAGCUACCUAUACUAAUUUGUCCAAUAUCAGAAUUAAUUAAUUGAUUGAAUGAGUUAGGUAAGGUUUCAGUUCAUUUCAUAUUAUUAAAUUUCAAUUUCAUUUCUUAUAAUAAAAAAUACUAAGUACUAAAGACUUGGCUGUAUGGGCAGUUCCCUUUGCCUACCAGAUUAGGUGAAAAACAACUGCUAACAUUCUACGGUUGGCGCCAUUUUCCGAAAUUUUCUUUGCGAGUUUAGUUGUUUUUUACACAAAAUGAGUAAUUUUGACCUAAAUUUUUUUGAAUUAACUCCACCGGAACUCAGUAUAAUUGCACAAAAUGCUUCGGUGAACAUUUUACCGGAAAAGUCAAAAAUUCGCUACAUAUCUACAUACGAUGAAUUUAUUGCGUGGAAAGAAGAGAAAAAAGCAAAUAGUUUUUCAGAAAAUGUUAUGUUGGCAUACUUUUCCGAACUCUCAGCAAAAUUAAAACCUUCUACGUUAUGGUCAAGGUUUUCGAUGAUAAAAAGUAUGCUGAAAAUAAGGAACAACGUGGAUAUAAGUCAAUAUCCAAAAUUAAAUUCUUUCUUAAAACGACAAUCAGACGGGUUUACCAGUAAAAAGUCGAAAAUAUUAACAUCAAAUGACGUGGAAAGGUUUUUGAAAGAAGCUCCCGAUGAUUGUUAUUUAGCCACAAAGGUUGCUCUGAUUUUUGGCGUUGUUGGAGCUUGCCGCAGAGAGGAGUUAGCCAAUAUUACUUUAAAAGAUAUUGAAGCCCAUGGAGAAAUGCUACUUAUCAAGAUUCCAAACACAAAAAAUAAGAUACCGCGAAGCUUUGUUGUUGAAGGAGAUUUUCUCACAAUAGUGAAAAAAUAUAUGAACCAGCGGUCCCAAAAAGGAAAAUCCGACCGUUUUUUUCAAAAUUUCCAAAAAGGGAAGUGUACAGCUCAAGUAAUCGGCAUAAACAAAUUUGGUAAUAUGCCAAAAGAAAUAGCUACGUUUCUUGGUCUGCCGGAUGCUGAGUGUUAUACUGGGCACAGCUUCAGAAGGACCUCUGCUACAUUAUUGGCAGAUUCAGGAGCCAAUUUGACGUCCUUAAAGCGACUAGGUGGUUGGAAAUCGGACAAAGUUGCAGAAAGCUAUAUUGGUGAUGCAUUAAACAACAAACUAGAAACUGGGAAAAAGAUCACACAAUCCAUUAAUUUAAGGUCCAGUCCGUCUCCUUCACAUGCUGAAGAGAACGUUCGUCCAUCUACGAGUACCUUCGUUGAUAAUGAUAAUUCAUCAGAUCCAAUUCCAUCAACUAGCAAACGCCAUUGUAUGACAAAUAUACAUGAACAAUCAUACGAAAUUAAUAAUAGUUUGUCUCAAACAGUAAAUAUGCAACGUAAAACUUCCCCAGUUAGUAUAAAAAACUGUACCAAUUUCAAUGUAUAUGUGAAUUAUAACUUUUAUAAGAAAUAA